UAGGAAGGCAGCGAAGGCAGCGAGUCUAGUCUACUGGAAAUAAACUAUCUAUUCAUUUCUCACAUCAUCAAAAUGAUUCUGAAUAUCUUGUGGGUGGGGAACUUUUGAAAAAGGAACAGUUUUGGUGGAUUUGGACAACCUAUAGUCUUAUCCGUUAUUCUACGGCGUUCCUGCGUUCAACGGACCUGUUAAAUGUGGAUUAUCGACAUUGGUGAUGAUACCUCUUGUUAACUGGGAAUAGAUAAGAAGCCCAUCAACACCAGUACUUGUCCCGUAGGGAAAAAGGCAAAAGAAAGGGAUCUCUCGCUUUUAUUCAUCCUCUCGAAUCGAAUCUAACAUUUUGAGUAGAAGAGGGAUUUGUGUGAUUGUUUCUCGUGGUGGAUAAGGCACCACUUUUUUCUUCGUCUGGCCUGAGUGGCUUUUUAUCUCCUCUUCCUCAGUGUGAGGAUCCUUCUCCGGUGAGAUUCUGCUAACCCCGCGGUCCGCAUGACAUGGUUCAGUCCUGUUGCCGGUGCCGAGCCUCGAUGCAUUGGGAUUUCUCUCAGUGCCGACACCACCACCACCAAGUGAAUCUUAUUUCUAAACCCGUCUAAUAAAACGUGCCUGCUGCCCCCGAAAAAAAAACACACACCUGCCAUGACCGCCUCUUCGAACUGGGACGGAACCGGACACAUUACCGGGCAUGUUCGUACGAAAGAAUGCAGAUGUAUUAGCAGGCAUACCAGGACCGGGCCAAGGAAAGCGGAGGGAAUAGGGAUUUUUGCGUUAAUGAAGGCAGGAGUAGCAGCGCACCAUUGGAACCGGGUUCUGUUCUUGUUUAUGGGGCUACUGACAGCCUCAGCCUCAGCCUCGGCCUCAGCCUCAGCCUCAGCCUCGGUUAAGGGCACUACGGCUCAGAACUGCAGUUAUACUCUCCAGAACCCCAACGGUACGAUAGAGAGCCCUGGCUACCCGUACGGUUACCCCAACUAUGCCAACUGUACGUGGGUGAUCCUGGCAGCAGAACACAACAGGAUACAGCUGGUGUUCCAAGGUUUCGCUCUAGAGGAAGACUUUGACAUGCUGUCUGUCUACGACGGUCCGCCCAGCCCGGGGAACCUUAGGACCAGGUUGACGGGGUUCCAGCUGCCCUCGCCCAUAGUGAGCACAGGACCCAGGCUAACACUGUGGCUGCUGUCAGACUAUGCUGUCAGUGGACAAGGCUUCAAGGCCAUCUAUGAAGCUCUACCCAGUUAUACCUGUGGUAACCCAGGCCAGCUGGUCAACGGUCUUCAACAGGGCUCAACCUUUAACAUUGGAGAGAAGAUCAGGUACAGCUGCAGCCCCGGCUACGUGUUGGAGGGUCACACCACACUGUCCUGUCUGGCUACGUCUGCUGGGACCGCAGCAUGGGACUUCCCCCUGCCCUACUGCAGAGCGGAUGACGGUUGUGGGGGAACGUUACGAGGCCAGAGCGGUGUGAUCACCAGCCCCAACUACCCAGGGGAGUACAGCAACAAUGCAGACUGUACCUGGACCGUCCUGGCUGAGCCUGGAGACACCAUCGCCCUGGUCUUCUCUGACUUUACCCUGGAGGACGACUAUGACCUGCUGGAGGUCAGCGGCACAGACGGCUCCUCUCAGUGGUUCACUGGUCCUAACCUACCAUCUCCCGUACUCAGCAGUAAGAACUGGCUAAGACUACACUUUACCUCAGAUGGAAACCACAUGAGAGGAUUCAGUGCCCAGUACCAAGUGAAGAAGAUGACAGAGCUGAAGUCCAGAGGAGUCAAAAUGAUGCCCAGUAAAGACAAUCAUCACAAGAUAUCAGUGUUAUCUCAGAUGGGUGUGGCCCAGGGACAUAACAUGUGUCCAGACCCGGGGAUCCCUGACCGAGGGAGAAGAAAAGGAUCCGACUUCAGGCGGGGAACCACGGUGCACUUCUCCUGUGAUGAGGGUUAUGAGCUACAGGGCUCUAAGAGCAUCAGCUGCCUGAGAGUCACAGACAGCUACGUAGGCUGGAGCGAUGACCGACCCAUCUGCAGAGCUCCGAUGUGUGGUGGUCAGCUGAGAGGCCCUAACGGUAUCAUCGCGUCACCAAACUACCCUGUCCAGUAUGACAACAAUGCUAACUGCACCUGGUUCAUCACCGCUACAGACACCACCAAGGUGAUCAAACUGACCUUUGAGGACUUUGACCUGGAGCGUGGUUACGAUACGUUGACGGUUGGAGAUGGAGCCGUGGUUGGAGACCAGAAGACCGUCUUUCAUGUCCUAUCAGGGACCACUACUCCAGACCUGGUGGUCAGCACCAGUCAUCAGAUGUGGCUCAACUUCAAGACUGACGACACCAGUGGCUCUCUGGGCUUCAAGGUGUCUUAUGAAGAGAUUGACCAAGGCAGCUGUGGCGACCCAGGGAUACCGGCCUACGGCAAGCGGGAGGGGACAGGUUUCCACCACGGGGACAGACUCCACUUUGAGUGUCUCCCUGCCUUUGAGUUGGUGGGGAAGAAGAACAUCACCUGCCAGAAGAACAACCAGUGGUCAGCCAAGAAACCCAGCUGUGUCUUCUCGUGCUUCUUCAACUUCACAACCCCCUCUGGGGUGCUGCUGUCCCCAAACUACCCCCAGGAAUAUGGAAACAAUAUGCACUGUGUGUGGCUCAUCAUCACCAAGCCAGAGAGUAGGAUUAACCUGGCCUUCAAUGACCUCAGCAUGGAGAAGCAGUUUGACUUCCUCAGCGUCAAAGACGGUGGCAAGGCUGAGUCUCCCAUCCUGGGUACGUUCUCUGGUGACGUGCUGCCAGCUCCCAUCACCACCAGCGCCCACGUGGCACGUCUAGAGUUCCUGACCGACCACACCUACACUGACCGGGGGUUCAACAUCACCUUCACCACGUUCCGCCACAACGAGUGUCCAGACCCGGGGGUUCCAGUGAAUGGGAAGAGGUUUGGCGAGAACCUUCAGCUGGGCAGCUCCAUCUCCUUCCUGUGUGAGGAGGGCUUUGUGAAGACCCAUGGCUCCCAGACUGUCUCCUGUAUCCUGAAGGAUGGAAACGUGGUCUGGGACAACGCUGUGCCACGCUGUGAAGCUCAGUGUGGGGGUGAUCUGAAGGCUCCUAGUGGAAUCAUCCUGUCCCCUGGUUGGCCAGAGCUCUAUAAGGAGGCCCUUAACUGUGAGUGGGUCAUCGAGGCUCCGCCAGGAUACCCCAUCAAGAUCGUGUUUGAUAAGUUUCGUACUGAGGUAAACUAUGACGUGCUGGAGGUGCGUGACGGGCGGUUCCCCUCCUCGCCUCUGAUUGGUAGCUACCAGGGUACCCAGGUGCCCCAGUUCCUCAUCAGCACCUCCAACUUCCUGUUCCUCCUCUUCUCCACCGACAAAAGCCACUCGGACAUCGGCUUCCGCAUCCACUAUGAGACUCUACAGCUACAGUCAGAUCACUGUGUCGACCCUGGCAUCCCCGUCAACGGCCAACGCCAUGGCAACGACUUCUACGUGGGUGCUUUGGUAACGUUCAGCUGUGACGCCGGGUACUCCCUCAGCGACCCGGAACCCCUGGAGUGUGAACCAAACUUCCAGUGGAGUCGACCCCUGCCCAGCUGUGAUGCGUUGUGUGGAGGUUAUAUUCAGGGUAACACCGGUACCAUCCUCUCUCCUGGGUUUCCUGACUUCUAUCCUCACAACCUCAACUGCACCUGGAUGAUAGAGUCCUCCCACGGCAAAGGUGUCCAGUUCACCUUCCAUACGUUCCACCUAGAGUCUCCUCAUGACCACCUGUUGGUGACAGAGAACGGCAGCUUCCCCGAACCCCUGUGGAGACUAACGGGCUCAACACUGCCCCCCACCCUCAGUGCAGGCCUGUAUGGGAACUACACCGCUCAGAUACGCUUCCUCUCAGACUUCUCAGUCUCCUACGAGGGAUUCAACAUCACCUUCUCAGAAUAUGACCUGGAGCCCUGUGAAGACCCCGGCGUUCCUCCCUACAGUACCCGUAAGGGGUUACAGUUUGGGGUGGGGGACGCGCUCAUCUUCUCCUGUUUCCCUGGUUACCGUCUGGAGGGGCCGGCGAGGGUGACGUGUCUGGGGGGGCGGAGGAGGGUGUGGAGCUCCCCUCUGCCAAGGUGUGUUGCUGAGUGUGGAUCCUCAGUGACUGGCAUGCAGGGAGUGCUGCUGUCUCCUAACUACCCAGGUUACUAUGGGAAUCACCACGAGUGUAUCUACUCUAUACAGACCCAACCAGGCAAAGGCAUCCAGCUCCGAGCACGAGACUUCAGACUGGAGGACGAUGACAUGCUCAAAGUUUUUGAUGGUAAUAGUAACCAGGCUCGUCUGUUGGGUGUUUUCUCUGGGACUGAGCUGCAGGACAACACUCUGAACUCCACAUCCAGCUCAAUGUGGUUGGAGUUCAUCAGCAACGCAGAGAACACCAGCAAGGGCUUCCAGUUACACUUUACUAGUUUUGAUCUGUUGAAGUGUGAGGACCCAGGUGUUCCUCAGUUUGGUUAUAAGAGAGAAGAUAAGGGUCACUUCGCUGGCAGCACCGUGUGUUAUAGCUGUGACCCAGGAUACACCCUGAAGGGACCCCAGAUCCUGACCUGUUUGAGGGGGGAGAGGAGAGCCUGGGAUAGCCCCCUGCCCCAAUGUAGCCGGCUCCCAACGUUCACCUACAGGAGCCGGCUCCCAAAGUUCACCUACAAGAGCCGGCUCCCAAUGUUCACCUACAAGAGCCGGCUCCCAACGUUCACCUACAGGAGCCGGCUCCCAAAGUUCACCUACAAGAGCCGGCUCCCAAUGUUCACCUACAAGAGUCGGCUCCCAACGUUCACCUACAGGAGCCGGCUCCUAACGUUCACCUAUAGGAGCCGGCUCCCAACGUUCACCUACAGGAGCCGGCUCCCAACGUUCACCCACAAGAGCCGGCUCCCAACGUUCACCUACAAGAGCCGGCUCCCAACGUUCACCUACAGGAGCCGGCUCCCAAAGUUCACCUACAGGAGCCGGCUCCUAACGUUCACCUAUAGGAGCCGGCUCCCAACGUUCACCUACAGGAGCCGGCUCCCAACGUUCACCCACAAGAGCCGGCUCCCAACGUUCACCUACAAGAGCCGGCUCCCAACGUUCACCUACAGGAGCCGGCUCCCAACGUUCAUCUACAAGUGCCGGCUCCCAACGUUCACUUACAAGAGCCGGCUCCCAACGUUCACCUACAGGAUCCGGCUCCCAAUGUUCACCGACAAGAGCCGGCUCCCAAAGUUCACCUACAAGAGCCGGCUCCCAAUGUUCACCUACAGGAGCCAGCUCCCAACGUUCACCUACAAGAGCCGGCUCCCAACGUUCACCUACAGGAGCCGGCUCCCAACGUUUACCUACAAGAGCCGGCUCCCAACGUUCACCUACAGGAGCCGACUCCCAACGUUCACCUACAGGAGCCGGCUCUUAGAGCCGUCUUGUUCUCUCCACUUCCUGGUAUUCCAUACGGAGGAGGUUCACGAUGUGUUGCGUAUCUGGGACGGUCCCCAGGAUGGAGGGGUCCUCCUGAGGGAGCUCAGCGGAUCGACCCUUCCGCCUGACGCCCACAGUACCUUCAACGCCGUCAGCCUCCAGUUCAACACGGACUUCUUCACAUCCAAACAGGGCUUCGCUCUGCAGUUCUCUGUGUCUACUGCUACGUCAUGUAACGACCCAGGUCUGCCCGCCAACGGAACCCGCAGUGGGGACAGCAAGGAGCCCGGAGACCAUGUCCUGUUCCAGUGUGAUCCCGGUUACGUCCUUCAGGGGGCCACCAAGAUCACCUGCACAGAGAUCAACAGCCGCUUCUUCUGGGAGCCUGACCCCCCCACCUGUACAGCUCCGUGUGGGGGGAACCUGACGGGCCCCACUGGGCUGAUCCUGUCCCCAGAGUACCCUGAGCCGUACCCCCACGGACGAGAAUGCGACUGGACCGUCUCUGUCACUCCCGACUACGUCAUCGCACUCAAUUUCAACCAGUUCAGUCUGGAGCCCAGCUAUGACUUCCUCCACAUCUACGACGGUCCUGACUCCCUCCACCCUCUGUUGGGGAGUUUCUAUGGUACUGACGUCCCCGACCGCAUCGAGAGCAGUUCUAACACACUCUUCCUCGCCUUCCGCAGCGACGCAUCGCUCAGCAGCAACGGCUUCAUCCUGCAGUACACAGAGAACCCUAGAGAGUCAUGCUUUGAGCCGGGGGUGGUGAGGAACGGCACCAGGGUUGGAGCUGACUUGAAGCUGGGUUCAACCACCACCUACUACUGUGAUAGUGGAUAUACUCUGGAGGGAGACCCCACUUUGACCUGCAUCAUGGGGUCAGACAGCAAGCCCUCCUGGAACAAACAAAAACCCAUCUGCAUAGCUCUGUGUGGAGGGCAGUAUUCAGGGUUGGAGGGCGUGGUCUUGUCUCCCGGUUACCCUGGUAACUACAGCAGUGCCCGGACAUGUCUGUACGCGGUGACCGUGCCCAAAGACUACGUUGUUUUCAGCCAGUUUGCGUUCUUCCAGACGGCUCUGAACGAUGUGGUGGAGAUCCACGAUGGGGCCACGCAGCACGCCAGGGUCCUCAGCUCCCUGUCUGGAACACACACAGGUGAGUCGCUGCCAUUGGCAACGUCCAAUCAGGUUCUAAUCCGAUUCACCUCCAAAGGCCAAUCCAGCUCCAAAGGAUUCCACCUGGUGUAUCAAGCGGUGCCAAGGACCAGUGCCACCCAGUGCACUUCAGUCCCAGAGCCCAGGAACGGGAGGAGGACGGGGAAUAACUUUGCCGUGGGAGCCGUGAUCCGCUUUGAAUGUUCCCCCGGAUACGUACUGGAGGGAUCCGCCGCCAUAGAGUGUCUGACUGUCCCCAACGCCCUGGCUAACUGGAACGCAUCCAUACCCAGCUGUAUAGUACCAUGUGGUGGUAAUCUGGCCCAGCGGACCGGUACCAUCCUGUCUCCUGGUUUUCCUGAGCCCUAUCUCAACAGUCUCAACUGUGUCUGGAAGAUCACGGUCCCGGAAGGAUCAGGAAUACAGAUCCAGGUGAUCAGUUUUGUGACUGAACAGAACUGGGAUUCUCUAGAGGUGUUUGAUGGAGGAGACAACAGCGACACCAUGCUGGGGAGCUUCUCAGGAACGACGGUCCCAGCUCUCCUGAACAGCACGUCCAACCAGCUCUACCUUCACUUCUUCUCUGACAUCAGCGUGUCUGCUGCCGGCUUCAGGCUGGAAUACAAGACGGUCUCUCUGACCAGUUGUCCAGAGCCAGUGGUACCUAUGAAUGGUAUCAAGGUGGGAGAGAGACUCCAAAUGAACCACGUUGUCUCGUUCCAGUGUGAGCCAGGAUACACAUUACAGGGAACCUCUCACAUCUCCUGCAUGCCAGGGACGGUCAGGCGAUGGAAUUACCCUCCUCCACUCUGCAUCGCUCAAUGUGGAGGAAUCCAGGGGGAGAUGGAAGGCAUGAUCCUUAGCCCUGGUUUCCCUGGCAACUACCCUAGCAACAGUGACUGUACCUGGAGAAUCUACCUGGCUGUGGGAUACGGAGCCCACGUCCAGUUCUUAAACUUCUCCACCGAGGCCAACCAUGACUUCCUGGAGAUUCGGAACGGGCCCCUGGAUACCAGCACUGUGAUUGGUCGAUUUAGUGGAACGGAUGUCCCGCCCUCCCUUCUCACCACCUCCCAUGAGACCACAGUGUAUUUCCAUAGCGACCACUCCCAGAACAGGCCAGGCUUCAGGUUUGAGUACCAGGCCUAUGAGCUUAAUGAGUGUCUGGACCCAGAGCCGUUCCGUUACGGCGUGGUGGUGGGGGCAGGCUACAACGUGGGCCAGUCCAUUUCCUUUGAGUGUCUCCCCGGCUACCAGUUAAUGGGACAUUCCAUCCUGACCUGCGAACACGGGACCACACGCAACUGGGACCGCCCCUUCCCUCGCUGUGAAGUGCCUUGUGGGGGUAACAUCACGUCAGACAACGGGACUAUCUUCUCUCCUGGUUAUCCGGAGGAGUACCCCAGCUCUGCUGACUGUACCUGGCUGAUCACCGUAGCAACAGGCCUGGGUGUCAGACUCAACUUUACCCUACUGCAGGUCCAUGGGCCACAUGACUUCAUCACUGUCUGGGACGGCACCCAGGUGACAGCCAGGAAGCUAGGUGUGUUUAUGGAAGGAGAGCCCAACGAACCAGCCAGCAGCACGUCCAAUCAGAUCCUGGUGCGUUUCCGUAGCAACACAGAGAAAGGUGGACUAUUUCAAAUCAACUAUCAAGCAUAUAGACUCCAGUUCUGCCUGCCUCCCCCUAUCAUACCCAAUGCUGAGAUCUUAAUGGCCAGCAAGGAAUUAAAAUUGCCCCUGUCUCCCCUCACAGUGACGUGUCCAGUGAACGAGGUCCUAACAGCCCCUGUCUCUCCUCACAGUGACGUGUCCAGUGAACGAGGUCCUAACAGCCCGUCUCCCCUCACAGUGAACGAGGUCCUAACAGCCCCUGUCUCCCCUCACAUGACGUGUCCAGUGAACGAGGUCCUAACAGCCCCUGUCUCCCCUCACAGUGACGUGUCCAUGACGUGUCCAGUGAACGAGGUCCUUACAGCCUCCACGGGUGUCAUCAUGAGCCAGUCCCCCGGUAGCGGCUUCCCCCACUUUGAGUCCUGUUCCUGGGUGGUGAAGGUAGAGCCGGGCUACAACAUCACGUUCACAAUACAAUACUUCCAGACCAGCCGGCAGUUUGACCAACUGGAGAUCUUUGACGGUCCGUCCAGACAGAGUCCUCUCCUGGUCACUCUGAGUGGAAACUACUCCUCUCCUCUCAGCAUCACCAGCUCUAACAACAAGGUCUACCUCCACUGGUCCUUCGACCACACCACCAGCCACAAAGGCUUCCGCAUACAAUACUCAGCGUCAUACUGCAGCUCCCCUAGCAACCCUCUCAAUGGAACAGUCCACAGUCAGACAGGCACCAAGCUAGGCAGUACCCUGCGCUUCAGCUGUGACCAGGGCUUUCGUCUGAUUGGCCAGAGCAGUGCCACCUGCACCCGCACCAACCAGGGGAUCUACACAUGGAACGCACCUGUACCCCUUUGCCAAGUGAUGGCCUGUGGGAUGCCUAAACCUCCAGUCAACGGUAGUAUAGUCGGGCAGGACUUCACUCUUGGUGCCAGGGCCAUGUACCAGUGUAACCCUGGCUUCAGAUUGGCCAGUCCCCUGGCCGUGUCAGUCGUCUGUCAGUUGUCUGGGAGGUGGAGCCCCAAUGAGGCCCCGCCCCGCUGCAUACCUGUGACUUGCCCUGACAUCGGCCACGCUGCGGUGGAUCACGGGAGAUGGAGGCUGAUCUACGGGUCUCAGAGCCAGUACGACGCCAUGAUGAUGCUCAUCUGUGACCCCGGAUACUACUACAAGGGUCAGAGAAUGAUCCGUUGCCAGGCCAACAGCACCUGGGACUACCCAGAGCCCCGGCCGGCCUGCGAGAUAAUCUCCUGUGGGGACCUGGGCACUCCUCCGAAUGGUAAUAAGAUCGGGACUCUGACGGUGUUCGGAGCGACAGCCAUCUUCUCCUGUAACACAGGCUAUACGCUGGUUGGUUCCCGGGUCAGAGAGUGCAUGUCCAAUGGCCUCUGGAGUGGAUCUCAGGUCCAGUGUCUCGCGGGUCACUGCGGUACCCCAGAACCAAUAGUGAAUGGUCAGAUCAUAGGAGAGAACUAUAACUACAGAGGUAGUGUGGUCUACCAGUGUAACCCAGGAUUCAGACUCAUCGGGGUGUCUGUACGCAUCUGUGAACAGGACCACCGCUGGUCUGGGCGCACCCCUGUCUGUGUCCCAAUCACAUGCGGUCACCCGGGCAACCCUACCUUUGGCGUUACCCAGGGAACACAGUUCAACCUGAACAGCGUGGUGCACUUCCUGUGCCACUCUGGGUACAUCCUGCAGGGGGUGGUGGAGUCUCUCUGCCAGUCCAACGGACAGUGGAGCAACACCUUGCCCAAGUGUAAAAUUGUGAACUGCACAGAGCCAGGUCAUGUGGAGGACAGCGUCAGACAGGUGACGUCUGAAGGCCCUGGUCGUUACAGCUUCCAGACCACCGUGUCCUACCGCUGUAACCCUGGUUACUACCUACUGGGAACAGGCACUCUGUCCUGCCAGGGAGACGGCACCUGGGAUAGAACACUGCCCAAGUGUCUGUUGGUGUUGUGCGACCGUCCCAGCAUGCCCCCGUAUGCCCAGAUCUCCGGUGACCGUCGGACGGUGGGUUCGGUGAUUCGGUUCAGCUGCAUUGGACAGAGGACGGUGAUCGGUAACACAACACGCACGUGUCAGCUGAGUGGACAGUGGAGCGGCUCGUUACCACACUGCUCUGGAGAGUCAUCUGGUCUGGUGGGGAUUCCAGGUAUUCCCAGGGGCCACGGUAUCAGACUAGGAGAAGACUUCUGGGGCAGUGUGGUGGGGUUCAGCUGUGAACAGGGAUAUGUCCUACGAGGUUCCUUAGAGAGAACAUGCCAACCCAACAGCACCUGGGUGGGCACCCAGCCAGAGUGCCAUGUGAUCUCCUGUGGGAACCCAGGAACACCCCGUAACUCUCAGAUCCUGUCUCAUGAUGGCCUGGUGUUUUCCCGCUCCAUCACCUACACCUGUCGAGACGGUUACUACUCCAACGGACUGCUCACACGCCACUGCACGGUUAACGCCUGGACCGGGAGCAUGCCUGAGUGCACGGUGAUAAUGUGUGGAGACCCAGGUGUGCCAGCUAAUGGUUUGAGGCUGGGCAGUGACUUCACCUAUAACACCACUGUGAGUUUCCAGUGUGCCCCGGGAUUCACUAUGGAUGCUGAUCGCGCUUCAACCCUGGUCUGCACUAAGGACCGCACAUGGAACGGGACCAAGCCACAAUGCAAAGCUAUAGUGUGUACGGCCCCUCCUCCCAUCCCUAACGGCCAGGUGGUUGGAACAGACUUCACCUGGGGCAACAGCGUUAGUUACGCUUGUAACCAGGGUUACCAGCUCUCCCUGCCCACCGUGCUCAUCUGCCAGGGAAAAGGCAUCUGGAACGGAGAUAAACCACAGUGCUUCCCUGUGUUCUGUGGAGACCCAGGUGUCCCGGCCCAGGGGAGAAGGGAGGACCGUGGGUUCACCUACCUCUCCUCUGUCUCCUUCUCCUGCUCUCCUCCGUUGGUGUUGGUGGGUUCAGCCAGACGAUACUGUCAGUAUGACGGCAUCUGGAGUGGCACUCAGCCCUCCUGCAUAGAUCCCAGUCACACCACCUGCGGAGAUCCUGGAACCCCCAUGUUUGGAAACCAGAACAACACCCAAGGCUACCAGAUCAGCAGUACAGUAUUGUUCAGCUGUAGGAAGGGCUACCUGCUACAAGGCUCCACAACACGUACCUGUCUACCCAACCUGACCUGGAAUGGCUUCCAACCAGAGUGUAUAGCCCACCACUGUAGCCAGCCAGAGAUGCCCACCCAGGUGGAUGUGUCUGCCAUAGAGUUGCCGUCUCUAGGUUACACCCUGAUCUACACCUGUCAGCCAGGGUUUUACCUGGCCGAGGGGUCAGAACACAGAACCUGCCGUGGCGACGGGAGCUGGACCGGGAAGCAACCUGGCUGUGCUGCUGAUAUCCGUCCCAGUGGGAAGACAGUGGGGACAGUCCAGGAGCCACCCAACCCCAAACUACCAGUCCCGGUUGGUGUGUUUGCUAAGAACAGCCUGUGGAGAGGAUCUUAUGAGUACCUGGGGAAGAAGCAGCCUGCCAUGCUGAGCAUUACCUCCUAUGAAGCCUUCAACCAGCGAGUUAAUGGAACUCUCAUCGACCACAGUGGGGUGGAACUCAAACUGGCUGGUACCUAUAAAAGAGAGGAGUCUCAGCUCCUGCUGCAGGUGCAUCAGAUCAGAGGUCCUGUAGAGAUCUUUGUCAACAAGUUUAAGAUGGAUAACUGGGCCCUCGACGGACAUGUGUCCUACAUUGCCUCAUCUAGUUCCUUUGUGUACCAAGGAUUCGUCCGAGGAAAAGGAUUCGGACAGUUUGGCCUUCAAAGACUAGAGAGUUUAGACAGGAGCAGGGAGAACCCCCACUUCCCCCCCAACAGCAGUUCAGUUGCAGCAGCCAUCUUAGUGCCGUUCAUAGCCAUGAUCAUUGCAGGCUUCGCUCUGUACCUCUACAAACACAGGAGAAGACCUAAGGUACCGUUUAACGGCUAUGCAGGUCAUGAGAACACGAACGGUAGAGCUACGUUUGAGAACCCCAUGUACGACCGCAACAUCCAGCCCACCGACAUCCUGGCCAACGAGACAGAGUUUACAGUCAGCACAGUGUGCACGGCCGUAUAGCCACUGUUACCUCCAGAGGCCGAGGGAGUGUAAAGGCAGGAGACCCACCCAUGCCGGAGCCCCCUUUACGAGAAAGACCCUCAUCUAACUGGACAAAAGGAAAGGAAAUGAAAAGGAGAUGUUUUUAUACCGACUACAAUACAUUUAAAGAGAAGAAAAUAAGAAAACAGACAACCCUGUCGUCCCGGUGACAACAGCGUGGUCUUUACAUGGUCUCCUUGCUACUUUAAUUCUCUGAGGAAUAUCUACUCCUGUCUGCCUGGGCAGCAAGGUUGAACUACGCUGUGGCAAUGAUCCUAGAUGACCGUCUAUCUAUUUUUCUUCAAAAACUUUCAGCAGAGAUAUUGGCCUGUAGUAUACACAUAUACGCAGCUGAUACACAGGUGGCUUUGACAGGACAAGAACCAGUCAGUGUUAGCAGCUUGCUGUGUACCGACAAAACCUGGCAUGGACUAUUUCCAACUGGACCAAACUGGAUCUAACUGGACCCAACUGGACCUAACUGGACCAAACUGGACCUAACUGGAUCUAACUGGACCUAACUUGAUCUAACUGGAUCUAUGCGUCAUGAGAAAGGCACUCUGGACUGCUUGCUUUUUUGGACAAGUACUUAAUGAUUAGGCCCCAUUUUCUUCCUGACCUGUUGGUUUUCAUCGCCUCCGGAAGUUUCCUCUGAGACGUUGACACACUGUGGCUGCAGAAAGAUUAAAGUGGGAUGCGAAUAUCAGUAUUGCUUUUUUUACACUCUUCCUGUUUUAUCAAGAGGAGAUUCUGCUUGCUAAGGUCACAAUGUCAGGAGGAGAGGUUAAGAGUUAGCUCAGGAAGGCUGCUGGGAAAGUAAUUAGUGAGGAUGUUGUGUGUGUGUGUGUGUGUGUGUGUGUGUGUGUGUGUGUGUGUGUGUGUGUGUGUGUGUGUGUGUGUGUGUGUGUGUUCAUUGGCUAAAUCAGCAAUCCAAAGCAUAUCUCUUGUUUUUGACACCAAUAAAUCAAACAUAGUAUCUUAUGAACGAGCCGUCCUAGAUUCCACAGAUCACUGUAGAUAAUAUCUCUGAAGAUGACUCUAGAACACAGAUCACUGUAGAUAAUAUCUCUGACGAUGACUCUAGAACACAGAUCACUGUAGAUAAUAUCUCUGACGAUGACUCUAGAACACAGAUCACUGUAGAUAAUAUCUCUGAAGAUGACUCUAGAACACAGAGUUGUUUCUACACCAGACAGACUGAUACUGUAAUGACAGAGUAGUUUCUACACCAGACAGACUGAUACUGUAAUGACAGAGUGGUUUCUACACCAGACAGACUGAUACUGUAACGACAGAGUGGUUUCUACACCAGACAGACUGAUACUGUAACGACAGAGUGGUUUCUACACCAGACAGACUGAUACUGUAACGACAGAGUGGUUUCUACACCAGACAGACUGAUACUGUAAUGACAGAGUGGUUUCUACACCAGACAGACUGAUACUGUAACGACAGAGUGGUUUGUAACCUUCAAACCACCUCUCAAGGCCCUGAACCAACUCUACAUGGACAUACUAAAACAAAAAUAUGUUCUGAAAUGACACUGGUUGUUACAGUCUGUUCUCCCUGUGAAUGUCGUAAGGGCCAGUCACUUUGCUUACGUCAACCUAGAUCUGUCAGUGAAAGGUAGAAAUUAAGUGUCGGAUCCAUCAAUGUAGCGAGGGGCCACAGGAUGUGUUUCCAUGGAGACUCAUGGUGCUAGGAAGCACCUGUGUUUUUUUCCCAGUGUCAGAACCCAAGCAUCAAGUCGCACAGAACAGAACAUCGAUGUUGCAUUGACCAACAGAUGAUGUCGUGUCACACGGUGUUCUUCUGCGACAGCGAAGUCUACUCUUGGUUGUCAGAACCCAAGCAUCAAGUCGGUUGGUUGCCACUCUCUCUUGGACUGACCUGCAGAGAUGGUAUAGGAACUGGCAAUGACUCACCAGUCACCAUGCUUGCUGAUAGAAACAAGAAUAAUGACUACUCAACUGGUCAAUCUGUAAUAUCAAUGAACCUGGACGCUAGGACAUGAUCAAUGAACCAGGAUGCUAGGACAUGAUCAAUGAACCAGGACGCUAGGACAUGAUCAAUGAACCAGGAGGCUAGGACAUGAUCAAUGAACCUGGACGCUAGGACAUUAUCAAUGAACCUGGAGGCUAGGACAUGAUCAAUGAACCAGGACGCUAGGACAUGAUCAAUGAACCUGGACGCUCGGACAUUAUCAAUGAACCUGGACGCUCGGACAUUAUCAAUGAACCUGGACGCUAGGACAUGAUCAAUGAACCUGGACGCUCGGACAUUAUCAAUGAACCUGGACGCUAGGACAUUAUCAAUGAGCCUGGACACUAGAGUCUAGGCUCACUCAAUAACUGGACUAGUCACCUCCUGCUCUGUUGGUCUACUCUCCUCUUCAAGAAACUCAACUCAUCUGUAUACAACUGAGGAAACAAAUCCAUCCAUUGCUUGACAGAGGUUUUCUCUCCCUUGGAUGUUAAGACAUAACAUGUCACAUCACAUCACCACAGGUACUCUUCAGCAAGCUCCCUUACAUCUCUUGAAACUUUAUCACAUUGCUCUAUUUUUUGGCCCUCGGCUCAUCAUGAAAACGUUGCUGAAGGCUCAUCAUAGCUUUGACAGCAGGGGUAUCGGUGGCUUUGCAAUUACUCCUGUGCAUCUUCAAUUGGAAAUGAUUAAUCGGAUCAUAGCAAAACAGUGUUUACGCUCCGAUUCCCCGGCUCCUGCAUCAUAAUCUCCCAAUUAUCAGGGAAGGUUCGGCGAAGGCAAGCAGCUGGGAUAUCGGCAGGCGGGACAGACGGGGAGACGACACCCGCUUUGCUUUUCAAAUGUUUCAGAUGUAAACAUCAGCAGAACAAGGACUGUGAUCGUGACAGGAAGGGGAGGGGUGAGAGGAAGGGGAGGGGUGACAGGAAGGGGAGGGGUGAGAGGAGCUGUUCUGAGAGAGUGAAUAACGUCUUGUGAUGUGAGUGAUGGAGUCAAGAUGUCAGGGAGAAGAUGAAUUAUCAGACCAGUGACACUGUGAGAUGUGUUCCCCGUAGGGAGGAAGAUGGAAUAUGGGACUGUGGUUAAAUUGGUAAAGUGUCUGUAUGUCCCCUUUGAAGACCCUG
Messenger RNA from Oncorhynchus kisutch (coho salmon), 15413 nucleotides. RefSeq names its product CUB and sushi domain-containing protein 2-like. The record is from RefSeq and is a predicted model, not a curated record. NCBI's taxonomy places the organism in Eukaryota, Metazoa, Chordata, Actinopteri, Salmoniformes, Salmonidae.